AAUUUUCACCUUUAGAAACGUCUGGCGAGACGUGCAAACACAUCCAAUAUAAUCAUCCAUGAAGAGGAUGGAGGAAUGGAUCAUUGAUCAAAGAUUCAUUUCCCAAACUCCGUGUUCCAGAUACGUUUAUCAAACCCUCGAUUAAUCCCAAUUUCGGUUUUGGCUUCAAACCCUAGAAUCAAAAUUCUCUCAUUGGUCGAAGGUUGACUGGCUUUCUCAUUUCACUGAGACACAUUUCUGCUUAAUUGAAAUGUGAGACUCCUCCAAUCUACAAAUCAUCGUUGCGACUCUGAUUUUUUUGGAGAUUUAUUUGAAGAGAAGAAUUGUGUACUUAGGGAUUUGUUUUUUUCUUGAAGAGAAGAAUCUACAUUUGUACUGCUCCCUUUGAGGAGACAAUAAGGGAAAAGUUGCAAAGAUGAUGUCAAGAUCUUACACCAAUCUUUUGGAUUUGGUCUCUGGUAAUUUCCCAGCAAUUGGUGCGGAGACAGAGCGGAAACGUUUCCCUCGGGUAAUGACACUUCCAGGGAAUAUAUCAGAGCUAGACGAUGAGCAAACAAAUAGUGUUACAUCUGAAAAUCCAUCUUCCAUAGCUGGUGAUCGAAUAAUCAUUGUUUCAAAUCUUUUGCCUCUGAAAGCGAAACGGAGGCUGGACAAUAAAGGGUGGAGUUUUUGUUGGAAUGACGAUUCAUUGCUUUUACAGGUGAAGAAUGGGUUUUCAGAAGAUAUGGAGGUGCUGUAUGUAGGUUCAUUACCUGUUGAUAUUGAUCCGAUCGAACAAGAUGAUGUAUCCAAUUAUCUUUUGGAGAAGUUUAACUGCGUGGCUGCCUUUUUGCCACCGAGCCUUUUGGAAAAAUAUUAUCAUGGAUUUUGCAAGAAACAGUUAUGGCCACUUUUUCAUUACAUGUUGCCGUUUACAUCCGAGCUUGGUGGUAGAUUUGAUAGGACUAUGUGGGAAGCCUAUGUGUCUGCUAAUAAGUUGUUCUCGCAGAAAGUUAUUGAGGUUCUCAAUCCUGAGGAUGAUUUUGUUUGGAUUCAUGAUUACCAUUUAAUGGUUUUGCCCACAUUUUUGAGGAGGCGCUUUGUCCGCUUAAGAAUGGGUUUUUUUCUUCAUAGUCCAUUUCCUUCGUCUGAGAUUUAUAGGUCACUUCCUGUUAGAGAAGAAAUCCUCAAGGCACUGCUCAACUCUGAUCUGAUUGGUUUUCACACUUUUGAUUAUGCUCGGCAUUUCCUCUCAUGCUGCAGUCGGAUGUUGGGCUUAGAGUAUCAGUCGAAGAGGGGGUACAUAGGGCUGGAAUAUUUUGGAAGGACAGUAGGAAUAAAGAUUAUGCCUGUUGGGGUACAUAUGGGUAAUAUUGAGUCUGUAAUUAGGCAAGCGGAUAAAGAGCUGAAGGUUGAGGAGCUGAAGCGUCAGUUCGAAGGCAAGACAGUGCUGCUUGGGGUUGAUGAUUUGGAUGUAUUUAAAGGUAUAAACCUGAAAUUUUUAGCUAUGGAACAAAUGCUCAAGCAACGUCAGAAAUGGCAGGGGACAGCUGUUCUAGUGCAGAUUGCAAAUCCUGCAAGAGGAAAAGGAAUAAGUUUGGACGAAACACUUGCUGAGAUAGAAGAGACCUGUAAGAGAAUUAAUAACGAGCUCGGGAGGCCUGGAUAUCAACCUAUUGUUUUUAUCCAUCAUCCGGUAUCAAUCACCGAAAGAAUGGCUUAUUACAGCAUUGCUGAAUGUGUUGUCGUGACUGCAGUGAGGGAUGGGAUGAACCUGAUUCCUUAUGAGUACAUUGUCUGCAGGCAAGGGGUACCCGACGCUGAAACAGGGCUGGAUGUAAGUGGACCUAAGAAGAGCAUGCUCGUGGUCUCUGAAUUCAUUGGCUGCUCUCCUUCUCUAAGUGGUGCCAUUCGUGUUAAUCCAUGGGAUGUCGAAUCAACAGCUGAGGCAAUGAAUGAGGCCAUAUCAAUGAUGGAAUCAGAGAAAGUGUUGCGGCAUGAGAAGCAUUACCGGUAUGUUAGCACCCAUGAUGUAGCCUUUUGGUCCAGAAGCUUCUUGCAAGAUAUGGAAAGAACUUGUGCAGAUCAUUUCAGGAAAAGGUGCUGGGGCAUUGGUCUUGGCUUUGGCUUUCGAGUAGUGGCUUUGGAUCCUAACUUUAGAAAGCUUUCCAUAGAUGAUGUGGUGGCUGCUUACUGUAGGGCCAAGAGUAGGGCUAUCUUGUUGGACUAUGAUGGCACCUUAAUGCCUCAAAAUUCGAUUAUUAAGACUCCAAGUGCCCAAGUGAUAUCCCUGUUGAAUAGUCUGUGUGAAGAUCCAAAAAACAUUGUUUUCAUGGUGAGUGGAAGAGGGAGGAGCAGUUUAAGCAGUUGGUUUCUUCCAUGCAAUAAGUUGGGACUUGCUGCCGAACAUGGCUACUUUAUGAGGUGGCCACAACAUGAAGAUUGGGAAACAUACAGCCAGGGUUCUGAGUUUGGUUGGAUGGAGAUGGCCGAACCAGUUAUGAAAUCAUAUACCGAGGCUACAGAUGGUUCCGGUAUUGAGAGAAAGGAAAGUGCUCUAGUUUGGCAUUAUCAAGAUGCAGACCUGGGAUUCGGAUUUUCCCAGGCAAAAGAAAUGUUGGAUCAUUUAGAAAGUGUUUUGGCAAAUGAACCUGUAGCUGUGAAAAGUGGGCAGUUUAUUGUCGAAGUCAAACCUCAGGGUGUUAGCAAAGGAAUUGUUGCUGAAAAAGUUUUCACAUCGAUAACCGAAAGUGGGAAUCAGGCAGAGUUUGUUCUGUGUAUAGGUGAUGAUAGAUCUGAUGAGGACAUGUUUGAGCUUAUCAGGACAGCAGUAUCUAGGCAAAUUAUAUCUUACAAUACCGAAGUAUUUGCCUGCACAGUCGGGCAAAAGCCCAGCAAAGCAAAAUACUACUUAGACGACUCAUCUGAAGUGGUAGCAAUGCUGGAAUCUCUUGCAGAAGCUACCAAUUCUCCGGCCCAAUCUGAUGACGAAACUGAUCGAGCGCAGCAACGAACAGGUCAAGUUUCAUUUUCCUGAAUUAGAAGUUAACUGUCUUAGUUUGGCUGGUGAUGGUUCUUUUGGUCAUAUUGGUUUAUUAGGCAAGACACUAGAGAAUGAAUGGGAUAUAGAUAUAAUUCUUUCCUUUUUACAUUUCCUUGUCAUUCUUAACCCAUCCAUUCUAAUUAGGGUUUAGGCCUUUUUUCUUGGGUAGAACUUACUAGUUGAUAUGAUGAUAUUCUUUGGGAAUUGUAUAUGAUAAAAAGGACAUAUAUGUUCCAAGUGUAAUUUUGUAUUUUUUAAUGUUUGAUGGAACUACUUGGAUUUUUCUAUAUCAUCUUUUGUACAACAGUUAAUGUGUUGUGAAGAUGAUACAAUAAAUUUAUGCAGAUAUGAUUUGUAU
Molecule: messenger RNA, 3380 nt
Organism: Andrographis paniculata
Lineage: Eukaryota; Viridiplantae; Streptophyta; Magnoliopsida; Lamiales; Acanthaceae
Product: probable alpha,alpha-trehalose-phosphate synthase [UDP-forming] 7
Exons: 4
Coding region: 416-3016 (866 amino acids)
Biological process (GO): trehalose biosynthetic process
Cellular component (GO): cytosol
Molecular function (GO): catalytic activity
Source: RefSeq, a predicted model, not a curated record